AUGUACGCCCCACAAUCAGGCGACGUGCUCCGCGCAGACGCCUUCAGGCACCGAUCUCCGCAAUUCCAAUUCGUCCACGGGAAUAAUGUCCUCCUCAGCAUCGACGUCGACAAGACGGACGAGCCUGAGCUCCAUGCGGCGGUCAGCGCCGCGGCGCGGAAGCUGGAGCGCUUCGGCGUUUCGCUUCUCGAAUAUACAAGCUGGGCGGACGCGGCAGCAGUUCCUGCUGGCCGCUACGUCCUCUACUGUGAGCUCAGCUCCGCCGGCGGGAUGGCGGUUCCGACGUCGUCCUUGGAGGAUUGCUGCAUUUCGGUGGAGGAGUCUCUGAACUCGAUUUGUCUCAUUGCCAGCGGCACCUUCGACGCCCUCAUGGACGACGCGCUCAGCAGGGGAGCUUCGGUGAACCACUACAAGUCCCCCCAGUGCGUCUCCUCCAAGACGAAGGUGGAGCUCCUCGACGGAUGGGUGAACGCCCGCUACGUCAGCCCUCGCUGCCCCAAGCAGUGA
Molecule: messenger RNA, 507 nt
Organism: Lolium perenne
Lineage: Eukaryota; Viridiplantae; Streptophyta; Magnoliopsida; Poales; Poaceae
Product: probable indole-3-acetic acid-amido synthetase GH3.1
Cellular component (GO): cytoplasm
Molecular function (GO): acid-amino acid ligase activity
Source: RefSeq, a predicted model, not a curated record